Messenger RNA from Haemonchus placei, 2082 nucleotides. Lineage: Eukaryota; Metazoa; Nematoda; Chromadorea; Rhabditida; Trichostrongylidae. The record is from the annotation of a GenBank genome assembly.
UUGGUGUAUCGAAAGGUGCUGAAAUGGGUCACUGUAGUUGCUCUCACAGCAUACGUCGUGCAGCUAUGCCUUUAUCGCAGUGAAGCCACUGAACCACAUGUGGACGGCGAAGUUGACGAUGCGUUUGAAGUGGUCCGAGAAGCUUUCAGAUCGAACUUCGUGGACGGCUGGGAACGUGGUGGAGCAGCGUUUGUAGUAUAUUUUAAUGGUAAAAAAGUAGUGGACUUAUGGGGAGGAUAUGCUGAUAAGGAGUGUGGUCGACUCUGGAGAAAAGACACUUUGAAUGUCGCUUUUUCCUCGACAAAAGCGGUAGCCGCUAUUUGUGUGGCGCAGCUGGUCGACCAGGGCCGUUUAGCGUACGACGAUUUGGUCACGAAAUACUGGCCAGAAUUUGGUAAACAUGGUAAAGAAAACAUCACCAUCCGUUGGUUGUUAGGACAUAGAGCCGGUCUGGCUUACACCGACAAAAAAAUCGAGUUUGAGAUAGCCAAUAAUUGGAAAGCAAUUGCUAAGGUUUUUGAAGAACAGGUACCGAAUUGGCCCCCCGGAACGGAAGUAGGUUACCACGCGAUAACCUAUGGAUGGCUUGUGGAUCAGAUUGUUCGUAGGACGGAUCCGAAGCAUCGCUCCAUUGGUGUUUAUUUCAAGGAGGAAAUUGCAAAAAAGUACAACUUGGAUUUCUACAUCGGUUUACCUCGCUGUGAAUCUUCUCGUGACAUGACUCUGAACAAUCCCGAUUUAUAUGAGAUCGAACAAGCAGCUGUUCUUGGUAUUGGCACAGCUCGAGCCAUGGCUGAGCUUUUUGAGAGGCUACGACUCGGAGAGUUAAUGAGUGCAGAAGCGUUCAAGAAGCUAACAAGUGACUAUGUCUUGAAGAGGGACAUCGUCACUGGGGCAUAUGUUCCUCGUGGGCAAGGGCUGAUGAUCAAGCCUUUCCAUCAUAAAAAUGAAACGUUUGAACUUCUCGGACAUUCCGGAUACGGUGGACAAAAUGUACGAAUAGAUUUGAAGAACAACGUGACGUUUGCGUACAUGAGCAAUGCAUUAAAGGUCGGCUUCGGUGACACAGCCAGAACUUACGUGCGUUUACUUCAUGCUCUUUACGAUGUUGGCCAGUGUGUAGUUGACAUUUGGGGAGGGUUUGCUGAUCGAGAAUCUGAGCGUCGUUGGAGAGAAGACACUUUGCAGAUUAUCUUCAGUACCUCAAAAGCAGUUGGUGCAAUUUGCGUAGCAAUGUUAGUUGAUCGUGGUCGUCUUAGGUAUUCGGACAAAAUGUCACUUUUUUGGCCUGAAUUCGCCAAAAAUGGGAAAGAGAACAUCACCGUUGAGAUGAUACUGACUCACACGGUGCGUUUCGUUUUCAAAAAAAAUCCCAGUAAAAACCAAUUGAGACAUUUUCAGUCUGGGUUGGCCUAUCUCGACGGCAAGAUCUCGUACGAAGACGCAGCAGAUCCGGAGCGAAUGGCCAAGUUGAUAGAGGAUUCUAGACCAAUCUGGGAACCUGGUAAAGACGUCGGCUACCAUGCGCUAUCCUAUGGGUGGUUGAUUGACCAGAUUAUCCGGCGGACAGACCUCAAAAAGAGAGGAAUCGGCCAGUUCUUUAAGGAAGAGAUCGCCGACAAACACGGGUUGGAUUUACAUUUUGGCUUGCCAAUGGAGAAGGCAUGGCGUGUAGCCAGAAUUACGCGUCCCACAGUUAUCGACCGAAUCGAUGAGUUCAUUACCGAUCCAGAUAAUCUUGAUUACGGAUUUAUCCUCAAACAGUACCUACGAGGUGGGCUUGGUAUGAAGGUAGCAACGAAUCCAUCAUGGCUGCAAACAGUCUUUAAAGUCGCUCUUAAGACACCAAUAAACCUGUUGUCUUUUCAGAAAAUUACCCUCAACAACCCAGAGUUGUACGCAUUGGAGCAGCCGGCUAUUCUUGGCAUUGGAACGGCUCGUGAUAUGGCAAAACUAGCUCAGCUCCUUAUAGAUGGCAAGCUCAUCAGUAGGGUAACUGAGUUUUCCAUGUUGCUGAUCAAAGCCAUUGUCUCGCAUCAACCAAAAACUCCUCAUCAUUCAGCCUACGAUGAACCUUCUUAA